Messenger RNA from Auanema sp. JU1783, 1980 nucleotides. Lineage: Eukaryota; Metazoa; Nematoda; Chromadorea; Rhabditida; Rhabditidae. The record is from the annotation of a GenBank genome assembly.
AUGUAUCAAGUUUUGUGGUCUUCACUGUUUCUUUUCUCCUUCUGUACAGCAACUGAGUUGCGAACUCCAGACAAUGUAUUUGCCCGUGGAGAGCUCGACUAUAGAAAUCUGGUGCUGGAUUCCAAUUCUGGAUCAUUGUAUGUUGGAGCCCGUAGUAGAAUAUACAGAUUAUGGGCCUACAACAUAAAUGAUACAUCUAAAAAUCUGUUUGCCGAGAAACAUAUCGCGUUACCGGAAUCAGAACUAUCGGAAUGUCGAUCUGUGGGAAACUCAGAUGCUGACUGUCAACCAUCAACACGAUUUAUGACUCUUCAGGAUCAAAAGGAAACCUUAUAUAUUUGCUCAUCGGUUGCUAUGAAGCCGGAAAUACGUGUAUUAGAUGCUUCAACUUUGAAAGACAGACAAGAUCCCAGAACAGAAAUUGGAAUCUGCUCGUCUGACCCCAUGGUCAAUUCUACAGCCGUUUUAGUAGAAUGGGGAAAUCCAGGAGAAAUCCCAUCCAUAUACUCAGGUAUCCGUACUGGAAUGGCUGGCGAGAACCAUUUGAUUUACCGACCAUCUCUGAUCAGCAAGGGGAAAGAAGCUCAUUCGAGUAUGCGAACCGUCUACACAGACAGCAAGUGGUUAAAUGAGCCACAAUUUGUGGGGUCAUUUGACAUUGGAGAGUAUGUAUACUUCUUUUUCCGGGAGAUAUCUGUAGAGUCAGGAUUGAACGAUAGAAUUAUUCGAAGUAGAGUAGCUAGAGUUUGCAAGAAAGAUACUGGAGGAAGAGCUGUCUUACGCCAAGUAUGGACAUCUUUCGUUAAGGCAAGACUGAAUUGUUCAAUUUCCGCCCAAUAUCCGUAUUAUUUCGACCAUAUUCAAUCCAUCACACGUGUUGAAUCCGUGGAUGACACAUUAUUCUACGCAGGAAUGAGUACGUCUGAUACAGCUUUCCAAACGUCUGCUAUUUGUGUAUACUCGCUGAAAUCUAUUAAUCAACUUUUCCACAAUGGAGCUUUCAUGGAAAGUUCAGGAGCAAACUGGUUGCCACUUCCACCAGAUGCUGUCCCAGCUCAUAGACCAGGAACCUGUGUAAGCAGUUCUCAAGAGCUUUCUGAUUCUGAUUUGCACUUUGCUAAAUCACAUCUACUAAUGGCUGAGCCAAUUUCUGGAGAUGUUCCCAUCAUCCCAACCAGAGAUGUUGUCUUUUCCACUAUUUUGGUUGAUGUGCGAACAGAGCAAAACGUUAUUUUUGCUUUUGAUGGAAGAAAAGAAAAAAUGUGGAAGAUAUCACACUGGAAGGAGGGCAAUCAGUGGAAGUCGAGCCUUGUUGAGCAUCGUGAUAUCGUUGCAGGUGGACAAAUUAAUGCGGCUGCUUUAUUACCUGGAGAAUUCUUUUUUACUGCUACCAGCCAUGCAGUUUCUCAAUUCACAUUGUCAUCUUGCUCACUUCAUAAAUCAUGUGCAUUAUGUGCUGUUGAUCCAUACUGUAGUUGGAACACCGCUAGAGAUUCUUGUCAUCCCAGAGAGAAGGUUCACUCUAAAAACGCUGGAUGGAUAUCAUCAUGGGCUGGUCGGGGAACAUCAGACUGCAUGAUUGUUACUCAAGCUGUUCGUCUUACCCAUUACCCUUCAGAUAGCAUUCAUAUGAAAGGUCAUCUUAACUGUCAGUGGAACAAAGAUGAUUCAAUUGUUCAAAAAUCGGAGAGAACUAUUAUGACUGAUGAAGGAGGUCUCAUUCUAUUAGAUGCUAGUGGAGAUGAUUCCGGAAACUAUGAGUGCAGAUUAGAUAACAAGAGCAUUCUGAAAUAUAGGCUCAAAAUAGAAACAGAAGAAUGUGCUUUACCAAGAACCGUGGAAGCAUAUAAAUCAUGCUGGCUAAAUCAUUGUAAAAGACGCAACGAGCACGACUUUGCGCAAAGGAUUUGGAUGGAUCAAAAAAACAAAGUGACUCAAUGCCACAUCAAUGAGUCAGACAACGCCAAUCGUGUUGAUUAA